Molecule: messenger RNA, 5596 nt
Organism: Cornus florida
Lineage: Eukaryota; Viridiplantae; Streptophyta; Magnoliopsida; Cornales; Cornaceae
Product: putative GATA transcription factor 22
Exons: 8
Coding region: 329-1243 (304 amino acids)
Biological process (GO): regulation of DNA-templated transcription
Molecular function (GO): sequence-specific DNA binding; zinc ion binding
Source: RefSeq, a predicted model, not a curated record
GUACUGCUCAAUUGGUACUCUCGUGUGUACCGUACCCUUUCUACGUACUCUCUUACCCCCAAUCCCAAAAGGUCGGAAAUAGGUCGACUUGACAGUCAAAGUUCUCUUGCUUGCUACUCUGGCCGGAGGCAGUUCGUUCUAAAUCAUUCCAUCGAUAGAAAUUUAUACGACAGAUCAGAGACAUAUUCCGACUCGGCGAGGCGAGAGUUCGUCGUCAUUGAAUCACCGGUGUAAAAGCAGAGCCACGGAGACGGAGGCGCAUGGAGAAUGAAUGAGCGAAUCGAAACCCUAAACAACUUAAUUUCAUUUAAAUAGAUCUUUCUGCAUUAUGUCGGAUGCUUCAAGGGGUUUGGGUGCUUCGCCUGAACACAAUAGAGUAGAACCGGAUUAUUUUGGUUACUAUAAGAGCGAAGUGGCAGAUUUAUUGUCUCAAGAUGAGGAUUUUCUUCCUUUCUCUUCCCAAAAUUCUGACUUGGCUGGAAGAAGAGCAUGUGACUCUCUCACAGACAAGGAUCAGAGCAAUAAACAAUUUUGUAACAGUGUAGGAGCUGGGCUUUCUGAUUUCAAAAAGGAAAGAUUGAAGGCAUUGCUUCAGCAGAGUGUGUUUGUUCUUACACAGGAGGUUGAUGAGAUUCAAGAUCCUGUUGCUUCUAUUUGUCGGAUACAAUCAAAUCUGAGAUGCAAAAAAGGUUCAGGUGCAGCAUGUGAUGGAGAUGCCGGGCAACAUCCUCACAAGAAGCUCAAGCUGUCGUCAUCCUCCUCUUUGAUCAGUGCUCCUCACUCUAAUCCUGUUAAUUGCAGUCUCAAUGAAGAGGAUUCAGGAUAUGAAGACAUGGAUGUUGUUUUGCCAAAAAAUGAAACAUCCAAUGGUGUCGAGAAGAAAUGCGCUCAGUGCCAUACGACGGAAACAUCCAAGUGGAGAACUGGUCCAGGGGGGCCUAAGUCUCUAUGCAAUGCUUGUGGCGUGAAACUAAAACAAGGAGAUGAUUUUCCCGUAAUGAAGGACCAAAAAACAAAACCAGGAUCAAAUAUAGGGGCUGAAGAAGAAAAUAAUGAAGUCGAUGAUGAUUUGCAGUUCCUUUUGGAGAAUGAUGUCUUUAAGGUCGAGGAAACAAUGAAGAAAUAUUCUGAUGAACUAUUUACAACACUUGGGCAUAUGGACCAAAAACUUGAAGAAAUUCUUAAUAUGGUAACAUCAAGUUGCAGCUUGUCUCCCAUUGCUGGUACCCAAGGCCAGGUGUGAGUAGCGCGGUGCGGAAGCUGUUGGUUGAUCAAGUUGUGAAUUACUACUCUAAAUGACCUAGAGGGGGGGUGAGUAGGUCAACUUGCCCAAUUUUGUGAUUGAUUAAAUUACCUAUAAUUAUGAUCAAUCAAUCAUCCACAACCACAAAAAUAAAUACUGUAAAGUAAAGGAAGUAAAAUAAAGUUUGAGGCAUGACACCGGGAUUUUUAGCGAGGAAAACCAAACGGAAAAACCUUGAGGACAUUCACGCUAUCCAAGGCGAAAUGAUCCACUAUGUAUGAAGCAAAGUACAAUGGACUUCGACUCAGGCUCACACCCCUAACUCUACCAAGAACCAAUUUACUGAACGCCUUUGGCUUUGCGACUCUCCCGUCCGAUAGCUCUUGACUUCAGGCAUACUCCCUUGAUUCCUGUAGAAAGUUUGCUGGUUAAUUAACAACGCUCUAUGAAUGCUUUGACCCCUUCAAAGUGUAAUUGAAAUACCCCUCUUCUUCAAAUUCUGAAUUAUGUGAAGGCAAAUAAAUCCUGCUUCUCGGAAUCUCUGAAUCUUUAAUUAUCCUCCAAUUCCGAUCGGAUAUAGAACAUCACCUUAAAUCACUCGUGUUUGUGUUUGCUCUCAAAAAUAAAAUCAGAAAAAUUGGAUUUGAUUUUCUGAAUAAAAAAUCUCUCAAAAGGCUCUCUCAAAAUAUCAGUAAAUUAAGUUCCAAAAAGCCAUCCAAAACCUAGAGAGAAAAAGUUUUUAUAUAGAUUUUAGAGAGACCAAAAAUACUUGGAAACCAAGACAAAUUCGUGCAAAAACAUCUCCCUAAAAACUGAUAAAAAAGGAAACCAAGUUGGACUCAAAUUAACAUAUUGGUUCUAGGAGAACGCAAUCGGAUCCGUUUAGGCGCAACCAGUUCCCCGAGACCAGUGUGAAAUUCAGCAAUGUGAAUUUGAAAAACCACCAGUGUGAAAUUCAGCAACGUGAAUUUGAAAAACCACCAGUGUGACUCAUCCCGCUACGCUAGUGAGAUUUUAUUCAGAAACACAAUUUGGGAAACAGAAAACCGCAAAGAGCAACCGGUUCCGAUGUGGCAGUGCACUUUGUAAAAUAAAACGUGGAAAAUUUCCUAAGUGCCUAACACCAAAACAUAAAGUGUCCUCAUCAACAUACCUUCUCUAAAAUGAUGUUAUUUUACAAAUCAAAGUUGAACGCAUAUUGGUGGCACUUGUUGUUCCGCUUCCGACAUCGAGGCUCAAAGAUAAAACAAAAAUGACAACUCGAUUGGACAUGUUUUGACACCGAAAUUCGCCAACUACAAAAUUAAUAUCUCACACUUUUCAAUUAGAUGUUUGUUUAGUUAUUUCAUUUUAAUAGCAUUAAGUCUUAUUAAUGUUUCCCUUGAAUUUCAAUACAUAUUUCAAGGUAGAAGGGUUUUAGUGAACGUAUGUUAUUAUUGAUGGUUGACAAACUGUACAACAAAAACAACCACAAAGCCUUUUUCCAAUUAUUUAGAGUUGGCUACAUGAAUCCCAUGUUUGGCCUCAGUCAAUCUACAUGAUAUUAUAUCUUUCUUUACUAACUCAAGGUUGACAAGCUGUAAUGGUAUUAGAUUAAUAAGUCAUCGGAAGUUUGGAAUAUAGUAAUAGAUUUACAACUAAGACUUGAAAUAUCAGUGUUAGAAAGUAAACUUUGAUUUAUGCGAAGGAAUUCAAUAAGAAACUAUAUAUUUAAUAAGGAGGCUAAUGAAAAACUGUAGAGAGAAUAUCAUCUUCAAAUGAUAAAUUUGGAGAAACCUUAUUAUUAGGUCUGUAGAGAUAUAAAAUGGUGGAUUUGAAGGAGGGGGAGGUGGGGGACCAGUAAUUUAUGUUUCAGCUGAGAAAAUAUAUUCAAGACGAGGUUUCACAUUGUACUCUUAUUUGCUGAUCAUGUGGGGCAUACAACACUCUUAUUUGCUGAUCGUGUGGGGCAUACACGGGGUACUCAUUUUUUUUUUUUUUUAUUGAUGAAAUUGAGGCAUGGAUUUUUACUAAAUUAGAGGUUAAAACGAUUUUUUAAUUAAGAAGAGCAAUGAUAAUUAAGACAAAGAACAGAAUAUAUAUAUAUGCAAUUGAAGUCUAACUUUGCAAAACUAGAAAUACAAGUGGGAAGGUAGUAAAUAUCAAGGAUCAUGAGAACUUUUAUCAGGGGUCUAGAGAUAUAGAAAAGUGAUCUAGUUUGAUUAUUUACAGUCUCAUAGAGGUAGGUUGGGUUAAAUAAACGGAGGAGUGCUUCUUGCAUAUAUAGUUUGGACCUCUAAAAUUAAAACAAUUGUUAGACCAACCAUAUUUAGUGAGAGAGUGCCAAGUAGCUAAGAAUAACGUGCUCUUAAAAUGAGCAUUGUUAUGCCUGGUAAGACAAGAAAUGAUAAAAUUCUGACUAAUUAUAUUUCUGAAACAGUUGAAGUGUAAUAGGAGAAUAUGGUUUGUCCAUGUGCAAUGAAGGUUUAAUGAUUGGACCAAUAACAGAGUAACAUAGUCUAUAUUGAGGCUUUCAUUGGCUAGCAUAUUCUUUGGACAAAGUCAUCUUGUAGUGAUUACCUAAGCUGUUUUCUUUUGAUUUGGGAAGCCUGAUGCUUUCUUCUGAUUGCACUGAGAAGCUAAGUGGAUCUGGCUGUAUUUGUUGAUGGGUAUUGAAACUGCCUAUGUUGGGUGGCAAUUCAUGUUUUCGUGUCGUAUUCGUGUCAUGUCAUGACAUGGAUUUCCUGCUAUAUGGGUAGACAUGAAGACCUGCUCAACCUGUUUCAUGAUGGGUGAAGACCAGACAUGACACAACACGGCAUGACAAGACACAUUUAAUUAAAAUUUCAUUCUAUUAGGAUAAUUUCAAACAUGAAUAUGACAUGUUUAGUUAAAUGUAUCUAAUCGGGUUAUAAACGGGUUGGUGGGUCAAACACGAUCUCGACACAUUUAAUUAGCAUAUCAAUGUUGGUUGACACACAAUCAUGAUUAAGUCAAACCCAAAUCUACUUAUCUCGUGUUGUGUUUGAGUCGUGCUAGUGUGCCGUGUCCAGUAAUGUCUCCCCGAGUCUAAUCUUAUUCCAAAACAUUGCUCCCUGGGUUGCUGAGUGCUCAUCGCCUGUACUAAUUUGUUUCCUUGGUGGGUUUGUUGUUAAUUAUGCAUUUUUGAGCCACUUCCACUUAGUGAUGACAUGUCAGCAUUGGAGGCAAUUUUUUUUUAUAGAAUUAUGUCUCUUUGAUAUGUGAGUGGAAGACCAUAUUUUGACUUAUUAAUAUUUUAAUAUAUGUAUCACCAUAUUACUUGCGGAAAACCUCACAUGAUUUGAUUCCUGUUACGACAAACGCAGCAAACCCAAGAUAAAAGCAAGAAUCACGAUAGAAAAUAAACAAGCCAUACAAAAAGAACACAACAGAAUUAUACGUGGUUCGGCGGGCAAAAGUUUUCACUAUGGGAGAAAUAGGAGAUUACAAGUUUCAGCCCCACUCUCUUUCUCUGCGAUUUUCAGUGUCUCAAAAAUCUCUCCCCACUUCAAACCCUAAACGCCCUUAUAUAUUGGGCUACAAGAGAGUACUAGUUAGGUUCCACGACCCGGCACCAAAUUUAGGCCACACAUCACAAUUCCAAUAGAAAACCUGGAAAGUGUGCAAUUUAUUUCUAACCAACCAACACGCUCCUACCCAAAUACACUCAAAACUGGAAGACGGGAUGAGCUAACACGUACAAAACCAAUUUCUCUUGAACCUCGAGGUGGAACAAUAAAGUGACUGGCUCAUGUGUAUGGAUAGAUAAUGUCUACCCCCACCCACUCAUCCCCUGCUCUCCUAGCAUGACUCUGUAGGUAUCUUCUUUAUUGUCCGACACAUAUUUAACUUUUUGAUGUAUGUGUCUUGAGAUAGUCAUUUUUUUUUUUUGAGAGGUCGUACCAGGCGCGAUGAUCAGGUGCUUAUCCGCCCUCCGUAGUGGUGUGGGUUCAAGUCCAAGAAUCAGCUUCUAGAAAUAGGGGUAAGGCUGCCUACCAAGUACCAACUACGUUUCCCAUCCCUGCUAAAUGCAAGAGCCUUGUGCACUGUGUACACCUUUUGAUAGAUAGCAACACCAGUGCACAGCCGCGCACACACACCACACUGCUCCAUGUAGUGUUCAAACUGCUCACCUCUCCUUUGGGGAGGAGAGAUCAUACCACCUGCGUUGGUGGUGGUCUUAUGAUAGUUAUGUAACCAUAACAACUACUGUUCUGCUUGACACUCACAAAUGAUAUUUUCGAGUUCUAGUGGCUUCACUGAUUGUGCUCCUAUGUGUUAUGUGGCAUGUUCCGAUGCUUUUCGUACAAUAUUUGCCUUAAAAUCUGCGACGCUGAGGAUUUUAAUUCUACU